Acanthoscelides obtectus is the source of this 417-nucleotide messenger RNA. NCBI's taxonomy places the organism in Eukaryota, Metazoa, Arthropoda, Insecta, Coleoptera, Chrysomelidae. The record is from the annotation of a GenBank genome assembly.
UGAAAAAAAUAAGAUGCAUGAAAACUCUAAAACACAUCUUCAUAAUACGAUGGAAUUGGCUUUAUUGGGGACUGUUUACAUCAGAACUCAGUUAGAUUCAGCAUAUUGGAGAAAUAUACAACAGCAUAAUGAUACCGUUACAAAAAACAGGUACGUUCUAUCAAAACUUAAGCGAAUACAUAAAAAAUGCUUCAAUAUUUAAAGGAACUUCGAAAGAAAUACAAAACGAUCUACUGGAUUGUAUUCUUGAAGUGUGUCAUGGAGAAGUAAUAAAUUAGAUUAACAGAAAACCCAACUGGUAACAAUUGUCAGAUAUGUAUUUAACGGCGAACCAGUAGAACGUUUUUGAGCGUCGUAGAUCCAUUAAUAGAAAAUUUCCCUAACAGACUGAUUUCACAACGCUAUGAUGGAGCCGCG